This is a messenger RNA of Clarias gariepinus (North African catfish), 880 nucleotides long. RefSeq names its product SAP domain containing ribonucleoprotein (gene sarnp). NCBI's taxonomy places the organism in Eukaryota, Metazoa, Chordata, Actinopteri, Siluriformes, Clariidae. The transcript is spliced from 12 exons. Gene Ontology annotation, biological process: poly(A)+ mRNA export from nucleus. The coding region runs from base 75 to 743 and encodes 222 amino acids. The record is from RefSeq and is a predicted model, not a curated record. Gene Ontology annotation, cellular component: nucleus.
GCGUUCAACUAGAGAAGAAGAAAGACGGCGAGGAAAUCCCAGACGGAAGAGGAAACACUUGGGAAGCUCCGAAAAUGGCUGAAGUGAUCGAACUCCAAAAGCUAAAGUUAGCUGAGUUGAAGCAGGAGUGUGUGCUCCGCGGGCUCGAGGUUAAGGGCAACAAAGGGGAUCUGAUUGCACGGCUGCAGGCGUACAUUGAUGAACACGAAGAUGACGUCAAUGAGGAAGAAGUUUUAGAAGAGUUUACAGAGGAUCUGAAAACUCUGAGUGAGGGGGGCCUUCUAGAGAAUUCACAUUUACAAAAGGAGGCAGCAGCACCUGAGCCAGAAGCUCCGGAGGAGUCGCCAGAACCUGAUGUGGAGCCAGCAAAAAAAGUUGUGAAAAUCACCUUUGAUGAACCAACUGAUGAGAAAUUACAGAAAAGAGCAGAACGCUUUAAUCUUCCUCCAACCUCAGACAGCAAGAAGGCUGCACGUGCUGCAAGAUUUGGACUGCCAGCAACAUCGGCACCCUCCGGAGAAAUCUCUGCUCUUUCAAAAUCUAAUGUCGAUGUUGAGGUCUUGAAGAAGAGAGCAGAGCGUUUUGGCAUGAACGUCUCUUCUGUGUCUAAGAAGGUUGAAGAGGAUGAAAAGAUGAAAAAGAGAAAGGAGAGAUUUGGAAUCGUCACAGGCGCAGCCUCAGUUGGACCCGAUGAUUCGGAGGCGAAGAAGCGAAAACGAGCAGAGCGGUUUGGAAACGUGUGACUGACAUAAGCAUUUUUUUUUUUACUUUUUUGUAUUUUUUUUUUUUUCUUAUCUUUCUAGCAUGGAACGUUAUGCUACUUUAGUCAUUUAUUAUGUUGCAAGUUCUGUACAAUAAACAUCUGCCAAAUUUGUGUCGA